AUGGCCUUCCUUGUAGCUGUGAGGAUCUUGAUGGCUGGGAUCUCAUCUGUUUUACUCUGCUACCCAGAAGGAACAUUGGGAAGGGACACUGCAGUCUUCACAGAUCAACACAACUGGACACAGGUGGACAGUGUAACAUCUGCCCCCGACAACACAGACUUGGCCUUCAGACUCCAUAAGACUCUGGUAUUGAAGAAUCCCGGUGAUAAUGUCCUCUUCUCCCCAUUCAGUGUCUCAGCUUCCUUGAGUGUCCUGUCCCUGGGAGCAAAGAACAACACUCUUAAACAGAUCCUAGAGAAUAUCAAGUUCAUUCCCACAGAGACCUCUGAGGCAGACAUCGACCAGGGCUUUGGGCACCUCCUACACAUGCUCAGCCGGCCAGGGGACCAGGUGCAGAUCAGCAUAGGCAGUGCCAUGUUUAUUGAAAAGCACCUGCAGAUCCUGGCAGAGUUCAAGGAGAAGGCAAGGGCUCUGUACCAGGCUGAAGCCUUCAAGGCCGACUUCCGGCAGCCUCAAAAGGCAAAAAAGCUCAUCAAUGACUACGUGAGGAAACAGACCCAGGGGAAGAUCAAGGAACUCAUCUCAGACCUGGAUAAGAGGACAUCCAUGGUGCUGGUGGAUUACAUCUACUUUAAAGACAAAUGGAAGAUGCCCUUUGACUCUCAUAACACAUUAAAAUCCACAUUCCACUUGGACAAGAAGAGGUCUGUGAAGGUGCCCAUGAUAAAAAUUGAGGGCCAGACCACACCCUACUUCCGGGAUGAGGAGCUGUCCUGCUCUGUGGUGGAGCUGAAGUACACAGGCAAUGCCAGCGCCCUGUUCAUCCUCCCUGACCAGGGCAAGAUGCAGCAGGUGGAAGCCAGCUUAAAACUAGAGACCCUGAGGAAAUGGAAGGAAUAUCUGAGGCCCAGGAGGAUUGAUGAGCUCUACCUGCCCAAAUUCUCCAUCUCCAGAAACUACAGACUGGAGAACAUCCUUCCUGAGCUGGGUAUCAAGGAAGUCUUCUCCCCACAGGCUGAUUUGUCUGGGAUCACAGGAAUCAAGGGCUUGAGAGUCUCUCAGAUGGUCCACAAGGCUGUGCUGGAUAUGACUGAACCAGGCACAGAGACAGCUACUGCCGCAGGAGUCAAAACAGUCCUAAUGUCUGCUAAAUUGGACCCUAUAACUGUGAAUUUCAACUCACCAUUCACGAUGAUCAUCACUGACGAGGAGAGUAACAAUAUUAUCUACAUGGCUAAAGUCACAAAUCCCAAUCAAGGCUAG
Messenger RNA from Acomys russatus (golden spiny mouse), 1263 nucleotides. Its product is annotated as serine protease inhibitor A3N-like. Bases 1 to 1263 code for a protein of 420 amino acids. The transcript has 4 exons. The record is from RefSeq and is a predicted model, not a curated record. Gene Ontology annotation, molecular function: serine-type endopeptidase inhibitor activity. NCBI's taxonomy places the organism in Eukaryota, Metazoa, Chordata, Mammalia, Rodentia, Muridae. Gene Ontology annotation, biological process: negative regulation of endopeptidase activity.